Messenger RNA from Hibiscus syriacus, 2741 nucleotides. Its product is annotated as exocyst complex component EXO70E2-like. The coding region runs from base 668 to 2602 and encodes 644 amino acids. The record is from RefSeq and is a predicted model, not a curated record. Gene Ontology annotation, molecular function: phosphatidylinositol-4,5-bisphosphate binding. NCBI's taxonomy places the organism in Eukaryota, Viridiplantae, Streptophyta, Magnoliopsida, Malvales, Malvaceae. The transcript has 2 exons. Gene Ontology annotation, cellular component: exocyst. Gene Ontology annotation, biological process: exocytosis.
GAGAAAGGAAAACAAUCCCACUUCUGCUUUUUCCCACGAAAUUCACCUCUUUAGUCUCUUUCACAACCCUCCCUUUGAUGUUCGUUUGACUUUAUUUCUUUUCUUUUUAUGGGUUGAUGCUGCUGGAUUUCGAUGAUUUCAAGGAAAACAAGUUCUAAGGGUGGGGAGUUAUCAGUUUGUAAACUGCUUGUUUGAUUUCUUCGAAUUCGAAAAGCAUCCGUUUGUGUAGAUCUGCUGUCGAUUGUAUCUGGGGUUUAUUCAAUUCAUAUCAUCAUCCUUUUGAUUUAUCAAGUUAUAUAUCGUUUAAUCGAUUUCUUCGAACUCGAAAGCAUCCAAUCGUGUUGUUCUGCUCUUGAUUGUAUCUGGGGUUUAUUAAAUCUGAAUUAUGAUACUUUUGAUUUGGCUGGAGUGUGGAGUUGUCAAGUUGUAAACUGUUUUGAUCGAAUUCUUUGAGUUCCAAACCAUCCGAUUGUGUUGAUCUGCUCUUGAUCUAUCCGGGGUUUAGUGAAUCUGAAUCAUGGUUUUGGCUAGUAUAUGGUUUGGGUUCUAGAUAUCAUUGGUCCAUUGAAAGGCUUGGCUUGAUUGAUUGCCUGGGAAGUUACUUAGUGUUUAGUCGAUUACACUUGAUUGGUUUAUUCGGUUUCUUUUGUCUAUUAUUGGUUUUGAUAUGGACGGAUGUCAAUCUACUAUCCCGACAUCCGAAGGAGAUCUUCACGUUGUUGCUGCAGCUCAUCAUAUUGUCAAGGCAUUGGGAGCAACUAAGAAUCUUAGUGAUGAUUUGCGGAAAAUCCUUAUCGAUCUUGAUGCUCAUUUGUCGAUGAUAACUUCAAAUACAGACAGCAAGGGAGGAAGGGGAUUUCUGGAUGUUGAGGAGCGACUCAAACAAGCAGAGAGAAAGAUUCUGAGUUGGGAAUCAGAUCCGAGGAUGAUAUGGGACUCUGGGCCUAGGGAAGCUUCCGAGUAUCUUGAAGCUGUUGAUGAAAUUCAGACGCUAGUUGAUGGUUUACAAGGGUUAUCUGUACAUGAAAAUAGGAAGCAGAAGGAACUUAUCCACCGUGCAAUGAGUGUUUUGCAGAUGGCAAUGUCUAGGCUUGAGGAAGAGCUUAUUCAUAUAGUUGUUCAGCAUAGGCAACAGUUCGACCCCAAAUACAUGUCUUCUAGAUCUACUCAAACGUAUGUUGUUUAUGAUGAGUCAUUUGUUUCAGUUGAAGAUGAACCAGCCGAGGAAACAUCAAGCCGAAACUGCUCGAGUGAUGAAAUUGGUGAGUUUAUUGUAGAUUUGAUCCAUGCAGAUGUGAUUCCUGAUAUCAAGUCCAUUGCAAAGGUUAUGUUUACUUCAAAUUAUGGUCCGGAAUUUUGUGAAGCUUUCAUUGGUGUACGGAAAGAAGCAUUGGAGCAGUACUUUGCCAUUCUUGACACGGAGAAACUCAGCAUCGAGGAUGUGCUGAAAUUGGAAUGGACUAACAUGAGUAGCAAGAUGAAUAAAUGGACCUGGUCCAUGAAGAUCAUUGUUCGAGUCUAUCUUGCUAGCGAAAAACAGUUAUGCGAUCAGGUCUUAGGGGACUUCGGAUCUGUUAGUUCGUUUUGUUUUCUUGAGAUCUCAAAGGCAACAAUUCUUUGCCUCUUGAACUUCGGAGAAGCUGUAGCAAUGGGGCCUCAUCAACCUGAAAAGCUGCUUCGUUUGCUUGACAUGUACGAAACUUUGGCAGAUCUUCUCCGGGACAUAGAUACACUGUUCCCGGAAGAGGCUGGUUCUUUUGUCCGGCUCCAGUUCCAUGAGCUUUUGGAGAGCUUGGGUGACUCUUCAAUAGCAGCAUUUGAGGCAUUUCGAGUUGCUAUUUCUUCUAAUGGAUCAUUGUACCCCUUCCCUGGUGGUGGAGUUCACCCUCUCAAUAAAUAUGUAAUGAACUACAUCAGGAUGUUCCCUGAAUAUUGCAACACACUCAAUUUGCUUCUUAAGAGCCAACAUGCCGAUGUUGAGGAUCAAGUUAUUGAGCCAGAUAAUGGGCCAAACUUGUCUCUUUCAACUUCUUGUCCCAUGGCAUGUCACCUUCGAUCAAUCACAAGUUCUUUGGAGUCCAAUCUUCAUAGGAAGUCACAACUAUACAAGAAUGAGGCUUUACAACAUAUUUUCUUGAUGAACAAUAUCCAUUACAUGGUUCAAAAGGUUAAGGGCUCAGAACUCAGACUCUUCUUUGGAGAUGAAUGGAUUCGUAAGCAUAAUGGAAAGUUUCAGCAGCAUGCAAAGAACUACGAGAGAGCCACUUGGAGUUCAGUCAUUUAUUUCCUCAAGGAUGAUAACCCGGGAUCAAGUUCCUUGUCGAAAUCGACCUUCAAAGAACGAUGCAAGGGCUUUAGCAUUGCUUUUGAGGAGGUAUACAAAACCCAGACAAGUUGGAGUAUCCCAGAUCCUCAGCUUCGUGAAGAUUUGCGAAUUUCAACUUCACUUAAAGUAGUCCUUGCAUAUCGAACAUUCCUCGGGAGAAACCCUGCUCAUAUCGAAGACAAGUGUGUUAAGCACACUGUAGAACAUGUGGAAAAGUUGCUCUUGGAUCUUUUUGAAGGAUCGCCAAGAUCAUUGCGCAAUUCACGCAGAUGGUGAACAUUUAAGGUCAUAAAAUUCGACCAUUCUUUCUUUCUUUGUCACUCAUUUUCCAUUUUCAGAAUUUUCUUUUCCUGAUAAAACGCUUGCUUGUCAUAGAUGUAAAUGUGAUUAUAUAAUUAACAUGUUAUAGUACCAG